AUGUGGUCAGGAAAUAGACACUUAGAUGAAGUUCGCAUCUUUUUAGUAGCGCUGGAGAUGGAUUACUUUGCCUUCUUCAUUGUUGCUACUCUGCAAUCAUAUCAAAUUGAAGGAAAACAUGUGGAUUCUACUGUGAAACUUGCCAGUGCUAUGACUCUUGAAUGUGUCUUUCCAAAGGCUGGAAAUAUAUCCCAGAUGUUUUGGAGGAAGGAGGAGGGCAAAGAGAACAUUGCAGUCUUCAAACUGCCUGACCAAUUGCAUAUUUCCAGCAGAUAUAAGGACAGAGUCAUUGUUACUAACAAUACCUCAAACAUCAAGUCCUUGGUAUUCAAUAGCACAACUGGAGAAGAUACUGGCUUUUACCUAUGCUCUUUUCAUACCUUCCCGCUUGGGAUUUGGAAAAAGAGAAUACAGGUUGUUCAAUCAGCAGGGAAUUUUGAGUCUCGAAACCUGUCCUAUCGUCAUAUGGUUGCUGAACCAGGGGCAAAUGUCAACUUUACCUAUGGGCCUGACCCCGAAACAACACUUUAUCAAGUGAAAUGGAAAAGGAUCCAUGCAGACCGCACGGACUUAAUAGUCCAAUGUGAUAAAUCUGGUAUAGCAGUCUAUGGUUCAGACUACGAAGACCGUGUAGCGAUAGACUGUGCUGCCCGGGUGGAUAGCACAAUUGUACUUCGGAAUGUCACAGCUUCUGACUCUGGGAUGUACAGCUGUUCUUACAUUGGGACGAAUGGCACAAAUGCCACUGUCUGGACAAAACUGACCAUUGAUGGCAACAUUUCUUUGAAGAGUCAUUCUGAUCAGCGUAUCUUUGUUAUUGCUGGAGCUGCUGUUGUCUUAUCAUUAAUGAUGAUCCUCAUCAUUACUGCGCUUAUUUGUCAUCAUAAAAAAAAGAAGAAGAAGAAAAGGAUGAUGAUGAUGAAAGCCUUUCGUCUUGCUCACACACAGGCAAAUCCUUCAAACAAAUAUGGAAGACCUGGUUGUCAGAGAGCAGUAAAUACUAGCAGAGGACAAAUGACAGAGGAUCCAGUCUAUGCCAACUGCACAAAUUGCUCACACAGACAGAAUAUGUGAACCUGGCCUCUUGUCUACUAUGUGAAUAACCUAGAGCCAAGGCGCCAACAAUUUUUACAUUGGGAAUGUGACUGGAGAGAGAAAAAACCCAUUUCACUACCAUUUCACUCAACCGUGACUAAAGAAGUCCCACACACAUACAAUUUAAUUGUGUGACGACUGUAGGUAUAUACGAGGAGAUAAUUUACAUACUGGUCAAGAGAUUAAUAGUUGUGCAAGGGAGACAAAUCGGCUGUGAUGCGACUUGGAAUGUCAGCCGAGCUGCUUUGUGCUUAUUCCAAAUUUGAAUAUAAGUAGACAAUUGAAAUAAGAGACUGAAAAUAGGCUUUAAGUUGUCUUGCAGCCAAGCAUUAAGUAGGUCAGAUGCCACCUUCCAUAACAAAGCUGCUGCUGGCUCCUGGUGAGGUAUGUUUCCUCUGGACACAAUUCAAUAUGGACACAAAGACACACCCUUCCUUCUGCCCAGAACAGGCAGCCUGAGCAGAAGUUCCUGCCCAUUGCCAUAAGAUGAUUACUCAAGCUUGCAGAGAAUAGAA
Molecule: messenger RNA, 1610 nt
Organism: Lacerta agilis (Sand lizard)
Lineage: Eukaryota; Metazoa; Chordata; Lepidosauria; Squamata; Lacertidae
Gene: CD226
Product: CD226 molecule
Biological process (GO): positive regulation of Fc receptor mediated stimulatory signaling pathway; cytokine production; positive regulation of T cell receptor signaling pathway
Cellular component (GO): external side of plasma membrane
Source: RefSeq, a predicted model, not a curated record